UAAGAUUAGUUCUAGAAAGAAGAUAAGUAUGGAAAUUCUGGCCAGGAACGGAAAGUUGAGGCCACCAACAUGUGGUGCCGAGUAUUUCUUGAUUCUGUUCUGUAACAGAAAGAAAAUAUCCUGUACACAGUCUUCAGGAGAGGGUAUAAAAGCCUGGAAAUCACUAAGUCCUGCAGAACAAAAGAAGUUUGUUGACAAAUUUGAGAAGUGGCAGGCUGAAAAUAAUAAGAAAAUAACCAGUAUCUUAAAACAUGCUGAACCAUUUUUUAAGAAAAAAACUACAAAAGGAAAAGGAAAUAUUCCAUCCAAUAUGAAUACAACUAAAGAGGAUUGUGAUGUCAGCCUACCAGGACCUACAUUUAACAUCUCCAGUAAUUCACAUAGUUAUAUCCAGUCCAACGCAGAUUUGGAAGUAGUACGGGUGUGUUGGGGAUGGGGUGGGAGGAGGUUACCCGACUGGAGUCAGCGGGAGAAAACGAUUCGAGCCGUAUACCCCAGCAUCCCCAGCAGAGGGUAA
Cydia amplana is the source of this 517-nucleotide messenger RNA. RefSeq lists its product as uncharacterized. The transcript has 4 exons. The record is from RefSeq and is a predicted model, not a curated record. The coding region runs from base 29 to 517 and encodes 162 amino acids. NCBI's taxonomy places the organism in Eukaryota, Metazoa, Arthropoda, Insecta, Lepidoptera, Tortricidae.